UGCAGCUCAGGUAGGCGCUGCCUACGUCACUGUCUGAUACGGGCUGAAACCAAAACUCCUCUCUGCGCUGGUUUCCAUGUCGGAUCAAGUAUUCUCCAUAGUUUAGUUUCAAGCCCUUUUCCAGACUCGCUGUAGGAAAACUAGGAUGAUUUUGGACUUGUUCCGCGGUCGUUUACUCACUAAUCCCGGCAGGAAGAGUUGAUCUGAAGUCACGAAGAGAAAGCAAGUUCCCACGACAUGAUUCGUGGUUAUUUCCUCGUUUUCUCGGUCUUGUCCUCCUAUCAAGUGGCCGCGGAGCCUCCUACGUACGCACUCCUGGGACAAGCCGCCAACAUUGACCCGAACUUAAGAAAGCAACCUGAUGAAAUUCUGUGGAAGCACAAUGGCGACAAAGUGGUGGAGUUUACCGGCAUGGAGCAGCUGGAGUUCGGCUCGUACCAGGGACGGGUCACCCUCCACUGGGAUUCUGCAGAGGUGGAAAUCAGAGAGCUGAGCUCUGACGACAGCGGCCUGUACGUCCUGGAGGCUUUCCACCGGAAGCAUAAAUUCAUGGAAACCUUUAAAUUUACUUUACAGGUCAUAGACAGAGUCCAGAAGCCAACCAUAACCUGUGAGAUGAACGCGGACGCGAGCUCAGAGGAAUCUGCAAAGACGGCCACGCUGACGUGCUCUGCAGAGCCGCAGCAGCAGUCUGGCUCCCUGCUGAAGUUCAACUGGACCUCGCUUGGAAAGCAGACGCAGCAGAUCCAGCACCAGCACCGCCCAAGCCUGACCAUAGCCCUCGGGGACGAGCGCGACCGUGAAGUGUACAACUGCAGCGUGAGCAAUCCCCUCAGUGAAGACUCUGCAGCGUUCACGGCUGGGGACUGCUACCCUGGCAUUUCAACGGGACUGGUUGCUGGUAUUUGUUGUGGCGUUUUAAUAUUCAUACUCCUGGGUCUUUUGGUCCUCUGGAUACUCAGGUCUAAAGGAUGCUUUUCAAGAGGAAACGAGAGCGAUGUGGAAAAGCAGCCGAGUGACUCUGAAACAGGAGAAGCUGCAGAAAGCGCGCUGUUGCGCUUCGACCGGGCGCCUACGCUGCCUUCCCAUCAGCGACUGCCAUCUGCCAGCCAUUCUGACCCGAGGAACAGAAAGUCUGUACACGAUGGCGCGGCGCAGGGUGAUGGGAAUGCUUUCAUGAAUGAGUUAAAACAAAGCAUCAAACGCCGAAACUCAGCAGUUCCUCAGGCGUUGUACCGAAGCCCGGCACUGAGUCAGAAAAGACGAGAGAGGAUGACGGGGAUGCAGAGCUCGAGUCUGAAGACGUGGCUCUGCUCCCUGCUGCUCAUCCACCCUCGACCCGGAACUCCCCGACCCCUCCAGCAGACGCUGAGCACCAAGAGAACAGCAGCUUAG
Cololabis saira (Pacific saury) is the source of this 1395-nucleotide messenger RNA. RefSeq lists its product as uncharacterized. The record is from RefSeq and is a predicted model, not a curated record. NCBI's taxonomy places the organism in Eukaryota, Metazoa, Chordata, Actinopteri, Beloniformes, Belonidae. The transcript has 9 exons. Bases 238 to 1395 code for a protein of 385 amino acids.